UUCAAAUUUUUUGGGAGAAAUAUAGAAUUCCUCUAAUGCAACACUACAAUGCUGUUGUUAAGCUCCUAAAAUUAUUUAACAAAAUGCGAGCAAUUAUCAAAAAAUCUUCUCACGCGGGAGAUAAACAGAAAGAGCAAGAGUCUAGUUUCAUUAAUAAUUUGGAUCGAUUGUUUGACAUUGCUCGACGAAAUGCAUUAAAUUUGAUUAAAAACGAUAAGGAUAAACAGUUCCUUAUUCUGCAAAGGGAAGUUGGAAGGCCUGGAUCUGCCUUUGCGAGAGUUAAAAAAGGCAAAAUCGAAGAAGAACCAACAACGGAACCAGAGCCUUCCUUGGAAUCUCAAUCAGCUACCAGCGUUUUUACUAUUGAUGGAGGAGAUGAGAAACCCUCCACUAGUAGAGCGUUUUCCGAGCGAAGUAAAUCAAAAAUAAUGACUCCUAUACUAGCUGCCACCCUAGACCGUAUUGGACUAAGCGACCGAAAUGCAAUGUAUGUUAUUUCUGCGGUUUUAACAAGUGCUGGACUAAACUUAGGUACUGACAAAGUAGAAAGAUUGCCAGUUUUGGUAUCUUCUGGAGCAAAUGUUCAGCUGCUUGGAGUCCCAAAAUUGUCUUCUGGAACUAAUGAAAGACAGGCAAACGAAGAUUGCAAAUCGAUGAAUACGUCUGCUACAGAGUGUUCCACAUCGCAUUAUAAGCUACGUAAAAAUAGUGCGGGUUUCCAUCGAAUCGGAGUGGACAAGAACGAACGAAUAUUAUUCCAGCAACAGGGUGGAAAUAAUGUGACCACAGACGAACUGAAGCAGAUUGCAGUCAAGCUCAAAAUAGCACAAAUGAAGACUGCGAAUUGUAAUUUCAAUUUUAAGCCGAUUGCAAUAGUCGGUGUAAAUGUGGACAAAUAA
Messenger RNA from Armigeres subalbatus, 899 nucleotides. RefSeq lists its product as uncharacterized. The coding region runs from base 36 to 899 and encodes 287 amino acids. Lineage: Eukaryota; Metazoa; Arthropoda; Insecta; Diptera; Culicidae. The transcript is spliced from 4 exons. The record is from RefSeq and is a predicted model, not a curated record.